This is a messenger RNA of Colletotrichum graminicola M1.001, 780 nucleotides long. RefSeq names its product PPE family protein. NCBI's taxonomy places the organism in Eukaryota, Fungi, Ascomycota, Sordariomycetes, Glomerellales, Glomerellaceae. The transcript is spliced from 2 exons. The record is from RefSeq and is a predicted model, not a curated record. Bases 1 to 780 code for a protein of 259 amino acids.
AUGUUCCUUCCAUCCUUGGCGAUUCCGUCUAUUAGCGUUCCGGAUCUUUCGGUUCCCUCCGUAGCGCUCCCAUCCAUCUCACUGCCCGCCAUUUCGAUCCCGUCCCUCACCGUCCCCUCCCUCAGUGUCCCCUCACUUAACGUUCCUUCGAUUGCGGUACCGUCAGUCACCAUCCCGAGCAUCGCUGCUUCAGCCAUCAGCCCGCCCGCAUCCGCCUCGUCAACUGCCGCCCCCGGCGUCACGGCGCUCUUUGACAUUCUCGGCCUCAUCGGCACCACGCUGUCGACGAUCGACACCGAACUCGAAGAGAUCUUCCAGCCCAACGUUGACAUCUUCGACACGGCCGUCCUGGACCGCAUCAGCGAGCUGGUCAACAGCCUCGGCACCACGGGCCCCCUCUACUCCGCCAUCAGCUCGGCCCUGGCCCAGGCACAGAACUUCGGCACGACGCUCUCGCCCUCCGACUCGGAAACCCUCAUCCGGGAUUUCAACAACGACGUCGUCCAGAGGUACUCCCAGGUCCUGCAGGGGCUCGAGAGCAGGCGGGACCAGAUCGCGCAGGCCUCCUCUGCCGCUCUCACCAACGGUGUCGGGGGCGCCACGACCAUAAUGAACCGCAUCUUCAACAACCUGAACCUGGGUCUGGUGAGACAGAUUGAUCUCAAUAACCAGCUCAUCAGGGUCCUUGACCCGGCCUUCAAGCCACAGGGUGUUGAGGUGACCAGCUCGCUGCAGAUCCUUCUGAAGCUCAGCAUCGACCUUUACCUCCCCCGAGAGUAG